AUCAAAGACAAAUCGCGUGGUGGGUGUCAUUGCAUACAAGAUGGCAGCGUACAGCAGAUGAAGUUGAUUUUUUAAAAGAUUACCCCACUAGUAGAAAACCAGACUUGAACAUUGUUUAGGUGAUAACAUUUUCAUACCCGUCAUUUUACGUCGAAAUGGGUACAAUCUUUUGCAACAACUGACCGUGAUCACGCCGGUAGAAAGAAAGCGAGCGUUUCUACAGGAUGCCCGAGAUAAAAGUAACUCCUUUAGGUGCUGGCCAGGAUGUGGGGCGAAGCUGUAUCUUGGUUUCCAUUGGUGGGAAGAAUGUCAUGCUGGAUUGUGGGAUGCACAUGGGAUACAAUGAUGACAGGCGUUUCCCAGAUUUCUCCUACAUUACACAGAACGGACGGCUAACAGAGUUUCUGGAUUGUGUCAUCAUAAGCCAUUUCCACCUGGAUCACUGUGGCGCCCUCCCCUACAUGAGUGAGAUGGUGGGCUACGAUGGGCCUAUAUACAUGACCCACCCCACCAAGGCCAUCUGCCCAAUCCUGCUGGAGGACUUCCGGAAGAUCACCGUGGACAAGAAGGGCGAGACCAACUUCUUCACCUCGCAGAUGAUCAAAGACUGCAUGAAGAAAGUGGUGGCAAUAAAUCUCCAUCAGACAGUCCAGGUGGAUGACGAGUUGGAGAUUAAAGCCUACUAUGCAGGCCAUGUAUUGGGAGCUGCCAUGGUACAGAUUAAAGUUGGGUCAGAGUCUGUGGUCUACACUGGGGAUUAUAAUAUGACACCAGACAGACAUUUGGGAGCUGCGUGGAUUGAUAAGUGUCGUCCCGACAUCAUGAUCUCCGAGUCCACGUACGCCACCACCAUCCGAGACUCCAAACGCUGCCGAGAAAGAGACUUCCUGAAGAAAGUGCACGAGACAGUGGAACGAGGAGGAAAGGUCCUUAUUCCCGUCUUUGCUUUGGGAAGAGCUCAGGAGCUUUGCAUUCUGCUAGAAACAUUCUGGGAGAGAAUGAACCUGAAGGCGCCCAUUUACUUCUCCACUGGCCUGACUGAGAAAGCCAAUCAUUACUACAAACUCUUCAUCACCUGGACAAACCAGAAGAUCCGAAAAACGUUUGUCCAGAGGAACAUGUUUGAGUUCAAGCACAUCAAGGCAUUUGACCGAUCCUACGCUGACAAUCCAGGACCCAUGGUAGUGUUUGCGACACCGGGGAUGCUGCAUGCCGGGCAGUCUCUUCAGAUCUUCAAGAAGUGGGCUGGCAACGAGAAGAAUAUGGUCAUCAUGCCAGGCUACUGUGUGCAAGGCACUGUGGGACACAAGGUCCUGAGUGGGCAGAAGAAGCUGGAGAUGGAGGGAAGACAAGUGCUGGAAGUGAAGAUGCAGGUGGAGUACAUGUCCUUCAGCGCCCACGCAGAUGCUAAGGGGAUAAUGCAGCUGAUCCGCAUGGCUGAGCCCCGCAGUGUCCUUCUGGUGCAUGGGGAGGCCAAGAAGAUGGAGUUCCUCAAGGAGAAGAUAGAGCAGGAGUUCAGUAAGUAUCUGUUCCAACAGUAAGUAUCUGGUUUCUAA
Molecule: messenger RNA, 1556 nt
Organism: Lepisosteus oculatus (spotted gar)
Lineage: Eukaryota; Metazoa; Chordata; Actinopteri; Semionotiformes; Lepisosteidae
Source: RefSeq, a predicted model, not a curated record